Messenger RNA from Cyclocybe aegerita, 912 nucleotides. NCBI's taxonomy places the organism in Eukaryota, Fungi, Basidiomycota, Agaricomycetes, Agaricales, Hemipholiotaceae. The record is from the annotation of a GenBank genome assembly.
AUGAAUGCUUUCCACGCGAUUGGUGCUCCAUCUGCCCUCAGUACUCAGACACGGUGCUAUAUAACUGGGAGGGAUCGUCUUAGGAAGACGACGACAACGACCUUCCGUUGUUGCCACCUUCGAUUUUGUAUCGAUCUCGGACUCGAGGCUCGAAAUAUGACGAUCAUAUUCUAUGAUAUCCCGUCGACACUCCCCGACAAUGCGUGGUCGCCCAAUACCUGGAAAACGAGGUACUGUCUAAAUUACAAACGCGUCCCUUACAAAACCGAAUGGGUCGAAUACCCCGACAUCGAGCUCCUCUGCAAGAAACUCGGCAUCGCGCCGACCUCCAAGAAGGAAGAUGGCUCCGGGCGGGACCACUACACCCUACCCGCGAUCCACGACCCAGCCACAGGCGCAUAUGUCUCGGACUCCUUCGCCAUCGCGCAGUACCUUGACAAGACGUACCCAGAUACGCCGCGCAUCUUCCCCGAGGGCACUGAGGGGCUGCAAGCCGCAUUUGACGCUGCGUUCAUGGCGAAUCUCGGGGAGUUGUGGGCGUUUGCGCUCCCGGCGGCGUGUGUUCGGCUGAACCCGGUGAGCGAGGAGUACUUUAGGAGGACGAGGAAGGCGGUGUAUGGGAAGACGAUGGAGGAGAUGGUGCCGAAGGGGGAGGAGGCGGUGAGGGCGUGGAAGGGGUUUGAGGAGGGGCUUGGGAAGGUCGAUGCGUGGUAUCAGAAAAAUAGAGGGAAAGGGAACUAUUUGUUGGGUGAGACGCUGUCGUGGGGUGAUAUUGCGGUCGCGGGGUUCUUGAUUUGGUUGAGGAUUAUAUGGGGAGAAGAAAGUCGGGAGUGGAAGGAUAUUGAGUCGUGGCACGGAGGCAGGUGGAAGGCGCUUAUUGAGAGUUUGAAGGAGUACGAGACUGUCAAUUAA